GCCCGAUUGUGGGAAGGAGGUGGAAUCUGUGAUUGAUAGCAUGCCUGGAAGUCAGAAUAUUAACAAUUUGAUAGAUAUAUCUCCAAACCUAUUUAUCGAUUCCCAACUAUAUUCAAGUUCACCUAAAAAGCGUGUUAGUGAGUCUACCAGCAAAUCAUCCAGUAAGAAAGUGAAGAAGCAGGUUAGAAAGGAAGAUUCGCCUAUAUUAAAAAAACUUAUCAGUGAAUUGUCUACUGAUACUUCUAAAAAUGCAGAAAUUUUGCAAUCUAAAUUUUCCCUCGUGGCAAAUACAAUCAAUUUCCUUAAUUUAUAUCAAAAAAUAAUAGAAUCUGAAGAUAUUAAUAAAAAAACGUCUCAAGAUGUUAUUCUUUGUUAUUUUCAUUUGGAGGAUCGCUUCAAUCACUACAGAAAAAACAAUCCCAAACGCACAGCUCAAGGGUUAGUUAAUAAUGAGGUUAGAACUCAGAUCCCCGAAUCAGUUAGUGAAAGCUUACUUCGAAAGACAAAGGAAAGGGCCCAGAAGAUUUACUGUAUGAUAUCUUUAAUGAGAUCGGGGUUGAUAAAAUCAAACGAAUUCGGUCUUUUACAGCUACAACAAUAG
Messenger RNA from Ambispora gerdemannii, 601 nucleotides. Lineage: Eukaryota; Fungi; Glomeromycota; Glomeromycetes; Archaeosporales; Ambisporaceae. The record is from the annotation of a GenBank genome assembly.